GGUAACAAGCUUUAAGAUGGAUUUACCUCCUGUAGUGAUUGAUUGUGGGACAAGAUACACAAAACUUGGAUAUGCCGGUUAUAGUGAACCUCAAUUUAUUAUUCCUUCAACUGGUGUUGUUAAAGGUGCGGACCCCUCUGCCCUUGACAAUGGGGGGCGUUGGACUAACUACUUGGGGAUGUAAU
Meloidogyne enterolobii is the source of this 185-nucleotide messenger RNA. The record is from the annotation of a GenBank genome assembly. Lineage: Eukaryota; Metazoa; Nematoda; Chromadorea; Rhabditida; Meloidogynidae.